AUGCCUGAUUUCAUCUUUGAUGAUGCUGAUGAUCAGAACUAUAAAUCAAAACACUUGGCAAAACAUUUCCUUUGCAAUAAAAAUGACAUAAGGUGCCUCUCAAAUUCUUGCCAAAUUUCUACAUGCAAUGAUUUUUCAGAAGACAAUUGCCAUUGUUCAGACUCGGUCAUUAAUUUGGACAAAGACUCUGACAGUGUGAAAAAUCCCUGUUUUUCUAAUCCUUGUCAAGGAAAUGACUGUGUGUAAACCCCAGGAGAAAAGAGCUUCCUGUGCAAAUUUCCUCCUGGCUAUAGUGGGACAACCUGUAAAACUGCCACUGGUUCCUGUGGCAUGAACUUCUGCCAACACGGAGGUAUUUGCGGUCAGGAUCCUGUUCAUCCUGUCUGCAACUGCCCUGAUGGACAUGCUGGAAGAGUCUGAGGUGAAUCAUGAUGCGUGUGCUCCAGCCUUUGCCACAAUGGGGCAACACGCCAAGGACUCAAUGGCUACUCCUGCUUCUGUAUCCCAGGUUAUCAAGGCAGGCACUGUGACAUGGAGGUGGAUGAAUGUGUUUCACCCUUACAAGAAUGAGGCUAUAUGCUCAAUGAGCUAGUAAGAUCCAUUUGUAUUUGUCCCCUCGGUUAUUCUGGUAUAAAUUGUGAAUUGGAAGUUGGUGAAUGCUGGUCACAGUCCGGCCUAAAUGGUGCCACUUGUCAGGAUGUGGUGGGGGUUAUCUCUAUGCCUGUGCCCCCGGUUCUGAGAGAUCACUGUGAACUCAACAUUGAUGAGUGUGCCAGUCAGCCUUGUCCCUAUGGAGAGUUGUGUCAGGAUGGAGCUAAUAGAUACAGCUGUGACUGUACAGAUAGUGGAUUCACAGGAGCACACUCUGAGCAUUUGAUGCCUCUAUGCUGGUCAAAACCCUGUCACAGUAAUGCUACAUGUGAAGACAGUGCUGACAAUUACAGGUGUCACUGCUGGCCUGGUUUAUACACAGGUGAGCACUGUGAGAUCAACAUCAAUGAAGGUAGCAGUAGCCGGUCUGCUGGGGAAUGUGUGGAGCUGUUCUUGGAGAAACAAUAUGGGCACAUUGCUAAACUGCCUGCUUCCUUCCGCCACCCAGAGGCCUCGGGUUGUUUAUACUAUCAGCCUGGACUCACACUACUUCACUGUGAGAGACAAGGGUUUGAAUACUCUUCAAACCCUUGUCAAAAUGGUGGUACCUGUGAGAACUUUCCUGAGAAUUACACUGGCCAUUGUCCAUUUGAUCACAGUUCUGGAACAUUUUAUGGACAAAGGGUUUGCUUUCAUAUUCUCCUGGGUUGUACCCAUUGCAAGUGUCUAAAUAAUGGAAUCUGCAUUCCUCACUUCCAAUGUGGCCAACAUGGAUUCAGCUGCCUGUGUCAGCCUGGCUACACUGGGUCCCUGCAUGAGUUUGUUAUCUCCCUUCAGGGCAACGGCUUCCUGCAUGUCCCAAGUGGCUCAGGCACAGCCCAGGGAUCAGUUUGCAAUUUUACCCUCAAUCUUCAGUCUGUAAAGCAAAUGGCACUUCUACUUUUCCAAGGUGACAGGGACAUGUCUACAGUGCUGGAGUUGCUCAGUAGCUCCAUUCACUUAUUGAUUCAAGUCAACAGUAAGUCAAAGGUGCUCCUGUAUAUUUCCCACAACGUCAGCAAAGGAGAAUGGCACUCAGUGGAAGUGACGUUUGAGGAGGCCAUGAGUCUCUUGAAGCUCUUGUGUGGAGAAAUCACAGCUAAAGCUCCUUCUGCGUUUGAACAUGCUCAAUCAAUAUGUGCUUCAUAAAGCCCCUUUCUUGGUGGUUUGCGUGGAAACAGCAGCAAUGAUGCUGCUCUGCUGAACAUCUAUAAUAUACCACCCACACCUUCAUUUGUAGCUAUCCAAGACAUUAGAGUGGACUCGAAUCACAUUACCCUGGAGAACAUUUCACCUGGCUCAUCAUUAAACAUCAAGGCAGGUUGUAUGAGAAAGUAUUAGUGCAAAAGCCACUGUGAGAACAGAGGACGCUGCAUCAACAUGUGGCUUAGAUACCAUUGUGACUGCUACAGGCCCUAUAAACCUAGUCCCUGUCACAAUGGAUGUGCUUGCUGUUCCCUGUGGGAUGACUCUUUGUGUUCUGCAAACACAGCUUGGAAGGCUGGUGAGGACAUGCAGUGCUUUGAGCUCAGCCCAUGUCCCAGAGCCCAGUGCCAAUUGGUACUUCAAGGACUUAAAUGUAGGCAAAGUUCAAUUUUUAAUGCACAAAGUGGUGAAAUACUAUUCAGGAGCAAUGGAAAUAUUACCCGAGAUCUGACCAAUAUCACGUUUGGUUUCAGAACAUGGGAAGCAAACAUGAUGGUAUUGCAUGUGGACAAAGAGCCUGAAUUUCUUAACAUGAAGCCUUUGAGAUUCCAGAUUACUGUAUCAUUGCAAAGACUGAGUAUGACAAGUUUGCAGUCAGGGAGUGACGGUGUAUGACACAUAGUGACCUUUUCCAUGACUGACCCGUUGGCUCAGGCAUCCAAGUGGCACAUGGAAAUGGACAACCAAACACCUCUUGUGACUGCGGUUGCGACUGGAAGCCUCAACUUUUUGAAGGUUCAUACAGAUGUUUAUGUAGGGAGCCAAUCUAUUGACAAUAUGCAGAGCCCACAGGGGUAUCUAAACAAAGAAAUCAGUGGCCUUUAUCUCUCUUACUUUGAAAAUGCUCCUCUUCACGGCUUCACUAAUAAACAGCAGGAAGAGCAGUUUCUCAAAAACUCUAAAAGCGCAGUCAUCACUGGCUGUUUGCAGUUAAACAACUGCAGCGCCUGUUUGCAUGGAGGAAGCUGUGAAGACAUCUAUAGCUCUUCUCAAUGCCCCUGUCCCCAGGGGUGGUCAGGGAGACACUGUGAGCUCAACACUGAUGAAUGUCUUUCAAACCCCUGCGUCCAUGGUGACUGCCCCAAUGGAGCUGCAGCUGGUCACCGCAGAUGUGAGCCUGGACGAAACUCUGCACAACUGCUGGUCACCAGUGGGCCAUCGGGGCAACUCCAAUGGCUGUUCUUACCUCUCUGCCUUGGGAACUUCACAGGAGAAUUUUGCAGACACUCCAGAUUACCCUCGAUGGUCUGUGGGAAUAAGAAGAAUCUCACUUGCUACAAUGGUGGCGAUUGCUCAGAGUUCUGGUCAAGUGAAUUGACAUGUGAGUGCAGGCCAGGUUUCACUGGGAACUGGUGAGUCUCUGACAUUGCUGAGUGUGCCGCUGAUCCCUGUCAGGACUUGCUCAACAAAUUCCAGUGCUUCUGUGACAUGGCCUUUGCUGGCCACCUGCAGGUAGAGGUGAACAGCCUCUCCUUUUGCCUCUCUCCCCUACUCCAGCAGAAUCUCUUUCAGCUUUCUUACCUGUUCUGUGCGAAUGAUGAACCAGGCAUUGAGUGGGGGAAACAGGAAGAUUAUCAGCAGCGAAUAACCGCUCUGAGAAUAAAUAGCACAGCUUUUCUGUCGGUUCCUCCUUUCUCCCGGGAAGCACUUCAGUGCUGCUCAGGGCAGCUCUCACGGCCUCGGAGGGGGGGCCCCCAAGGACCCCAGGGACAGCUUGCCUGGGAAGCAAGCUGGGAUGAAGAGAUGGGCCAGAGCCAAAGCGAAAACCUUACGCUGGGGCCCAAGGUCUCCUCCUUCCUUGGCGGCUGCUGCAGUUCAGCGGGAAGGGGCGGCCGCUGGGACUGGCCGCCUCUGCCCCCAGGUGCGGGUUACUCUGUGCAAGGAGAACCUGAAGCGGCCGCUCUCCAGGACGCCGCGGGCCGUCUAGGGGCUGUUCAGUGCCCUCUCCUCCCCUACGCCCAACUCAAAGCAUCUGUUGACAGGAGUCUUGAUUUCUCCCAGCUCACAGGAUAUGUGGAGUCUGUCAGUGCUUCAGUGCCCCAUAAUGGUGUUUCUAGUUCUGACAAGGCUACAGAGCUACAGCUCCAAUUCCCUUUCCCUACCCACUGCAAGUUGGCAGGUAACUUGACCUCAGACAUCCUCAGCGCCAUUGGCUCAGCGACGUCGGCCUUGUUGACGUUCUUUCUCGCAGUUGUGGCUUCUGCAACCUCCAAAUGGAGAGCAACGCAGGGCACCUACAGCCCCAGCCAGCAGGAAAAGGGGGGCUCUCACGUGGAAAAGUGGAGCGGGCACUACCCCCGAUUUUGGAGAGGGUGGUUUAGCUCUGGUCUUUUGGAGAACAAGAGCCACACGCUGGGAACGUGA
Molecule: messenger RNA, 4200 nt
Organism: Condylura cristata (star-nosed mole)
Lineage: Eukaryota; Metazoa; Chordata; Mammalia; Eulipotyphla; Talpidae
Gene: CRB1
Product: crumbs family member 1, photoreceptor morphogenesis associated
Biological process (GO): heterophilic cell-cell adhesion; establishment or maintenance of epithelial cell apical/basal polarity
Cellular component (GO): protein-containing complex; plasma membrane
Molecular function (GO): calcium ion binding
Source: RefSeq, a predicted model, not a curated record